This is a messenger RNA of Epinephelus lanceolatus (giant grouper), 1355 nucleotides long. RefSeq names its product ras-related protein ralB-B-like. The record is from RefSeq and is a predicted model, not a curated record. Gene Ontology annotation, molecular function: GTP binding; GTPase activity. Gene Ontology annotation, biological process: signal transduction. NCBI's taxonomy places the organism in Eukaryota, Metazoa, Chordata, Actinopteri, Perciformes, Serranidae. Gene Ontology annotation, cellular component: membrane.
UGAUUCCUCUUCAGGUGAGCAGACGAUCUGUGUGUGUAGUCCGUGGGUGAGGUGGGGCAGAGAGUCUCCCGGUCAACUUGUUAAAAAGUUCACGGCGUGUCGGUUUAUGGCGGAAUUCUCCACGAGCGGCACUGAAACACGUUAGCGGGAGUCAGGCGGAGCUGUGAGACGCUGGACUGAGACAGACCGGGGACAUGGCGUCCGGUAAGAACAAGAACCAGACGUCUCUGGUCCUCCAUAAGGUGAUCAUGGUGGGCAGCGGCGGCGUGGGGAAGUCAGCGCUUACCCUGCAGUUCAUGUACGACGAGUUAGUGGAGGACUACGAGCCCACCAAGGCCGACAGCUACAGAAAGAAGGUGGUCCUGGAUGGCGAGGACGUUCAGAUCGACAUCCUGGACACGGCCGGGCAGGAGGACUACGCCGCCAUCAGAGACAACUACUUCCGCAGCGGGGAAGGUUUCCUGUUGGUGUUCUCCAUCACGGAGCACGAGUCCUUCACCGCCACGUCCGAGUUCAGGGAGCAGAUCCUGCGGGUGAAGGAGGAGGAGGCCAUCCCCCUGCUGCUGGUGGGGAACAAGUCGGACCUGGAGGAGCGGCGGCAGGUCUCUGCUGACGAGGCCACGGCCAAGGCCGGCGAGUGGGGGGUCCAGUACGUGGAGACCUCGGCCAAGACCAGAGCCAACGUGGACAAGGUGUUCUUCGACCUCAUGAGGGAGGUCCGUAAGAAGAAGAUGGCCGAGAGCAAAGACAAGAACGGGCCGAGCGGCAAGAAGAAGAAGAAGCACUGCCUCAUCCUGUAACCUGCACCCUGAGGUGACACAGUGCCAAAACCAAAGAGAAACAGUCAGAUGGACUCAAACAGGCAGCGAUGGCAGCGAUGGCGGCGAUGGCGGCGGCAGGUCGCAGGUCAAACACUUGCUCCGUCAGCUGAGGAGGAAACACUCCUGAUUAUUUUCACACCUCACCUCCAGACGUGUCGGAGGAGUCUCACCUCCAUUUAUUCUUUAUGUCCAAAGCUGUCGGUGUUUUUCUGCUUCCUCUUUAUGUUACAGAUUCUGCUCUGUGUGGCCAAAAGUAUGUGGACACCUCACAGGGGAAAUGUCAUCCAGAACGUCCGGACACAGCAGUUUGUAAAACAUGUUUAUACCACAGAUUAUAUCAGAUUAAAUAAUUAUCUUAAUAAAAAAUAAUUAUUUAAUCUGAUAUAAAUAAAUAAUAAAUAAUUAUUUUAAUAAAAAAUAACUUCCCCAACGCCUUUUCCUGGCAUUAUCCCGGCAGGACACGUAGCGAUGUCUCAUUAAAAAACAACCGCUUUUUAUGGCACUAUCCUUGUGGGAAAUGCAGCGCUGUCUUGC